Molecule: messenger RNA, 1287 nt
Organism: Condylostylus longicornis
Lineage: Eukaryota; Metazoa; Arthropoda; Insecta; Diptera; Dolichopodidae
Gene: Psf3
Product: DNA replication complex GINS protein PSF3
Exons: 5
Coding region: 129-761 (210 amino acids)
Biological process (GO): mitotic DNA replication initiation
Cellular component (GO): GINS complex
Source: RefSeq, a predicted model, not a curated record
UUAUUAUUUCUUUUCCGUUUUUUAUUAAUUUUGCGUGUAGUUUUUUCUCGUUUUUAAAAAAUAUUAAAAUAUUGUUAAUACAAAUUUGAACAAAUGGUUAUGGUUACAGCAAGAUAAAAUUAUAGAAAAUGAGUUAUUAUCCAAAUUACUAUUCGGUUGAUGAUAUUUUAGUAACUCACGAAAGAGUGCCUUGUAAUGUUAAUACAAAACUUUUAAAAAUGGGAUUUCUUGAUCCAGGAUCUGAAACUAGUGAUUUAGAGCCAGGAAAAAGUGUUAAUUUACCCUUAUGGUAUUUAAAAGAACUAAAACCAAAUAAUCCAUAUUUUAGUGUUCAAGUACCAGAAAUUUACAAAAACGUCCAUAAAGCGGUGUGUGAAGCUGAUGCUACAAAUAUAGAAUUGGGAAAAUUACAUCAAUAUUUUUACGAAUAUGGGAGACAUAUAACACCUUAUGAUAGAAAUCAUAUUGUCGGGAAAAUUGUUUUCGAGAGUAUGCGUCAAAGAGUUCAACAUUUGUUGGAAAUUUGUAAAAGCACAACAGUAGACGAAAAGCCUGAACUUAAAUUAGAAACACUAGAAAAUGGUUUAUAUGAUCAAGGAGUUCGUACAAAUACUAUGUUUAAAGAUUGGCUUCAAUUCAAAACUUCUAGUAUUUCUGCUAGCGGAUUAGUACAAGAAUAUGCUAAAAAGAGAAAACGUGAUGCUAUGAGUGACAAUGAAGAUGAAGAAAAUGGUGGGCCUGCGAAGCGACAAACAAUUUAAAAGAUGUCCUUAAAAUGGAAAAGAAAAUAGCAUUUAGAAAUAAAGUGUGAAAAUCGCAUGAAUAUUCUAUGGUCAAAUUGCUAAUUUCAAGAUAUACGGAAAGUUUUGCAAGUUUUUAUUUAACAUAAUGAUUGUAAAAAUUGCUAAGUGUUGAAUUCAAUAGUUCCUCAAUAAUUGUAGACCAAAAAAGACAACAAUAAUGUAGGCAACUGAGAUGUAAUCUAUAAUUCUUUGCUCUAAUAUAAAUGUGUAUGACUGAAAUAAAUAAGAGACUUAAAUGAAACAAUAGAAUUGGUAAUUAAAAUUUUUUAAUAUUUUUGUGUUCAUUACUGUUUUUUUUUUUUAUAUCUCCUUUAUAUAAAUUUUUUUCUCUCCUUUUUAUAAAUUUUUGUCCUUCAAUAAAAUAAAAAUUUUUAUAAUUUUACUAUUAAAAUCUUUUUAUCCCUUAAUAAUUAUUUUUUUUAACUUUUAAAUUUUUCGUUUUUUUUCCUACAAAAAAAUAUUUUCCAUUUUUUUUAAUGUACAA